AGAUACGUGUGUUGUAAUCGCAAUCGUUUGCGAUAAUUGUACAAAAUAUCCUCUCUCUUGUUGUUAAAUUAUUUCUGUUACGAUUGAUUGACAAGGACUUACAUCGGACUGCAAUUUAUUUUAAUAACAAGAAAACAUUAAGUACACCGUAGUAUACCGAAGGAAAUUGCGAUAUGAGAAACGUGCGAUUGCAAUAUAGCAAUUUUGCAGGCAUAAAAUUAUUUUAGUGCUCAUUACAGAUUCGAAUAGAUUUUUCAUCGAUCAUUAUUUACUUACCUCUCCAAUUCACUGUACGUCCGUGACAUAAAUAGCUUAUGUAGCCGGCAAAAUAUAGCGUAUCACGUGAUACGUCGUCGCGUAUAUUCUGCUGUUACUUUGAAAAUAAACCGUUUGACAUUUAAGAAAUCGCGUCUGUUUGACUCUGCUUAUUUUCGAAGAGCUCUUGCGAAAACUGCCAUUUCGUGCGGCGUUCUUUGCCCAUACGUUCUCGCAUACACACAUGCACACAAACGCGAGAAUGUGUAUUAAGUGCGGAGUGAGAGUUGUUCGUAGUGACGUUGCUGCCGACCCACGUCUUUGCGACCGAAUGGGUAAACCAGGAUCGGCUUCGAGAAGAAAGUUUCAGUUCGCGCAGGCCCGAGAAAGGCGACGCAGUCCUUUAUAUUGAGAACGAAACAAGUCGUUCAAAUACAAAAUUGUGUUAAUAGACCAAGACAUUUAAUAUUUGUCAAUUACCGCAAAACUGAAUUCAGAUCAAUAAGUUUAUCGUAGAGUGGUGCAUCGUAAAUGAUUAUACAGUAGAAAAAUUUUAAUAUUACAGUGUGUGUAAUAUUAAUAUCGGAUAUUAUAUUGUAAACAGAGAGCGUUCAAGAGAAAUGUGAUCAACUUUUACAAAAGUUAGCAACUUUUAUAUUUUCUACUGUCAAAUCAAACAAAGAUUGAUGUUUGUUAAGAAAUAAAGAAAGCAAAUUUUGAAUUGUCCGCAAAAUGAUGAGUAAAUUUAUCUUUAUGUGGUGUCUCUCAUAUUUAUAUCUUAAAACUCAUGCUGAACAUUCGUUACAACACUCUGAAGAAUUAUCUGAUGGAAGUCAAUGUACUUUCGACGCAUCUCAGAAGACUUACAACGUAACAGAUUUAAUGGGAUGUAUGAACGAAUUGAUGACAAAUCUCUUUGCGCAAACUAACGGUCGAUCACUGAAACAACCAAGUCAAUCGGAUCUGUUAACGCAUGAAAAAAAUUCCUAUCAAUUUCCUUAUGAAGAUAUAAUUGCAAAUUUAUUUAAUAACGGAGCCUCAUCGAUAUAUCAGAAUCUCCCAUUAGAUUCUCUUGCCAAUAAUUACCAAAAUUUUCCAAAUGCACCAAACGAGCUUUUCGGUCAAUUCGGCGAUUUUAGAGUGAAUCUGUUCAACGCUCUAUCAUCGAUCUCUCGCAACGAUGAUCUGAAGUGUGUGCCCAGAAUAUUGUGCGAAAUAGCGAGUGGGAACCCACCAGGAGAAUAUAAGCAAACGUCGACGGGGAACAACAAACAAUACGGGAUAUUAGGGGAUUUUGGAAGAAACGCUUUUAUUCAAUGGCUAGCCAGAUUUGACAUAGCAGAAACAUCUCCCUUACUAAGUUUCGCGCGAGCCGCCACACUGGGUUACAGCAGCAGAGGAAAUCCGGCUAUGUGUUACCGCUCGUUCCCGAGAUGUCCGCGUAAUCCCGACAAACUGGUGCACUACCUGAACAAUCACAAUGGCGGAUUCUUCCGGUUCUUCAACAGAAACGGACACGGGAGUUAUCCUCAACCUUACGCCUUGCAAGGUAAUUCGAGAUUUGUCAGAGGAAGGAGACGGAAAGCUCUGCCCCCGGGUAUCGCCGGAGCGGAAGCUGAUCGCACUGGAACGGGCGAACUAAAGUUCGACAUCCCCGUUUUGAUUACGCGCCAAGAUUACGGAAGAAGCUUUUUCCCGAAGGAAAAUAUACUGGAGAGCUCGGGGCAAGUGGUGUUCCCGGAUCACGAAAAAGCGAAUGAUCAUCCAUCGGAAAACAGGAUUCCUAAAACCCUCUCGGACUUACGGGACUCCGAUGCGAAUAUAUUUUCUCGAGAUUCUCCACCGUUCUUUUCUCGGGCAAUAUUUGUUUGAAUAAUAAAAGAGAUUAGAAUAUUUCGGUCAGAUAAUACGAUUAAAUUAUUUUAUAACAUAUUUUUCGAAAUUGAUAUUCUUGUAAGCGAUAUUAAAAUAAUAUUUAAUUUAUUAAUCUAAAGGCACUAUACAUUAUAUAUUAAAAUAUGUAUUUUUAUGUAUGUAAUAUUUUUCAGGAAUCAGAGGACCAAAGCAUCCGCUUUACUUCUGAAUUGUCAGAUGCAGUAUUCCAUAAUGAAUUUCGGUUUCCAUAUGAAUAAUCCUUUUUUUAAUGGAUGAAUUCUGGAAUAAUGUUCAAGAUAACUGACACUAAUAUUCACUCAGGACUUUAGAUAGGAAAUUAUUUGUUAUAUUUUAUUUAUUAAAACGACUACAUUUACCAAUGUUACAUGAUUUGAAAAAGAUUACUUAAGUUAAUUUUUAAUAUUUAACAAAUAUGUUGCUAAUAUUCAUAAACUAAUGAAAGUAUAUUUUUCAAUUUUAUAUUUGCGUUCUUUACAUUUUAUUAUCUUUAAAUUAGCUAAAAUUCUUUAAUAGCUCUAAUAGUUUACUACCAAAGAUGUCCAUAGAAAUAGUCCAUAAUCCAUAGAAAUGAGUAUUAGACAUACAAUUUUUUUUUAUAUAUUGUUUUUAUUCUUAUAGAAUCUUAAAAAUAUUUGUUCUUUUAGUUCAUUAUAUUACGCUGUCGACAUGCAUGUGGCCAGCAAAAUAUUAGAAAUCGCAAACUCAGCUGGAAAUUCAGCACGUUUGAUGUCGAUAGACAAGCAUCGACCAUUCUACGUGCCAAAGCAUGUAUUCUACCCUCGCUGACGCAAGGGAUUUUCUAUUCGCCUCAUCUCACCUUUUCUUUACAUCCUUUCCAGAGAUUAUGAUACGCCAAUGUACAUAUAAUUUUAAAAUUCAUAUUAAUAAAUUAGAUAUACAUGAAAUCUCUCAAAUUAUUAUUUUAGUUUAAUAAUGUUUUACUAUAUUUUAUAACGAAAAUUAUUUUCCUACAAAAUUCUUUUGAAACAACUCUUGUCUAAAGAAUGCGUCUUUCGCUAAAAAUCCGUUAUUGAAACAAAAGAGUUACCGAGCUGUAGCUCGUAACGUAGUUUUUUCAUUUUCGACAUGAAACGAACAUACAAAGUCACAGCUGUAAAAUUUACGUACAUGACUUUCUCCAAAUAGUGGCCCACCGUUCUCUCGGUGACGUUGUAGAAAUAGAACGUGCAACGUCGGAAAAGCGGCAGACAACGUGUAAUUAUUUUAUCCUUUCUGGCGUGUAAUUUGGGGCGUGCACCACGCUCGUGAACUCGCUGACUCGAUGCAAGGGGCGAUGUGGAAAUGGUGUGGCGGAGACCGUGGCAAUGCCGUAGCCCAAGGGGGGCGUGUGCCGUGAACAGGACCAAGUGGGGUGCAACUGACAGCGGAAGACAAUUAGCCUUCUGAUACAUCCAAUGUCGCGUGAUACGCACCGCGAUACGUAGGAACUUUACAAAGAUUCGUUUCACGCAUCGCGACACGCGGGGAACAGUACGACGUGCGACGAGGACUGUUGAAUUAUAAUCCGCCGCAUGAGAAACAAUGCAAAAACAUCUAAUUAAUUGUCCCAAGUAUAUUACUAAUUAAAGAGUCUAAUCUAUUUAAUUAAAAUUAUAUAAGCAAAUGGAACCUAAAAAUCCUAGGUAUGUUCCGUUGCACUUAGAUUCUUUGAAGUAUUUUAACAAUUCCGCGCAAUAAAAUCUAUAAUGAAAUUAAUUUAUAAAAAGAAUCUUAUCAUGGUAAUUAAAUUAAGAUCCAUGAGAACAUGUUAAGUCUUUAAGCAAUAAAAGAGCUUUGUGCAGUACAUUAGAAUUUCCAAGUGAUAUUGUAAUUAAAUUUAGCUUUUCUGCCCUCGAAAAGAAUAGGAUCGUCGAGUGACGCCACUGGGGCAAAGUGGAUGGCAAGUCGUAAUAGGCUUAGCCUUCAUGAAGAUGCGACAAGGAUGCGAUCCGUGGUGACGCGGCCGUCUAUGCCUACCAUGCCAUAAUCUCGCUCUAUUAGUGCGGUAUUAUUUUCCGUAGUAGACAUCAAAGAGGAUUUCCCGCGGGCCCAUUGUAUCGCGGCGAUAAUUCCUCGUUAUUAGCAGCGCCGCCAUCGUCGGGGCGUUGGUCUCAUGUCGGCUUACCACACCCCAAGUGCCGAAACAAAUCCUCCCGAAUUGGCGGUGCCGAUGCAAAGGAGCAGCUACGACGCAUAACGCAGUCGUCCUCCCGACAAAGGAUCCACCGGGGAGACGGCGAUUGUGGCAGCUAAUCCCCGUGAAAAAUGCGUUGCAGGUGGACGAAUCCACCGAAGACCAGGUGAGGCCGCGCGGGGAUGAGACCGAGUUUUUCCGGCACGAAGGGUGGAUUAAUAAGAUAUCCUUGGUGAUCCCGAAACAGGCGAGUCGAGAAGCGAAAUUUGCGAGGGGUCUCGAGAUGAACUAGAAUGUCGUCGUUUUGUCAGUGAUUAAAAAAAGUAAUCUCGUGUAGCAGGAAAACGUAAAAUAUAAUUAUGUUAUAAAGGGAAUCACAAAUAAACCUUAAGACAAGAACAAUUUCACAACGUAUUCCGAAGUUACUUGCCUUUGCAAAACAUUUAUUGUUUUAUUAAAUAUUAAUAGUUUAAUAGUUUAUUAAGCCAGAAAUUCGCGCAAAGCAGUACAAUCAAAAAACGAUAAAUCAAGCUAAGGAGCUAUCGUACUAAGGAGCUUUAACGGUGCGCGACCUAAUCAGACUGCAGUAGCUACUAUGUCCAAGUUGGCCCGAAAAUAAGACAUAAAUUCUCGAGCACACCCACCCACCCACACAUCGCGCCAUAAAACACCGCCGCGAUCUUAUUUAGCCGUAUAUUUUUCCCCACGAGCGGCUCACAAUGCCUCAAUAUCUUACCGUCGCAAUAUACCACGGGCUAUCCUUUUCUUCUCGAUGGACUUUUCAAUUCGAGGCAUCGGAUCUUUGUCACCGGAAUCGGGGACGCCAAUUCGCCCGCACAAAAGGACCGCGGUAGCCGUAGAUCUCAUUGAAAACUGACUCCCCGCCGCCCUCCCGACCGCUUGAUGGACAGAAUAAUUCGGUGAGAAUGAAAAUUCAUGUCCUUCGGCAGUCCUUCCCUCUGCGGUUCUGCGGCGGGAUCGCGUUGGGGUUCCCGAAAAGCCUGUGAAAUCCUGACGCGCUGGUCAAACCGCCGGAUAAGUGGAUAUCUGCUAGUACAAAAGAAAAGAUACCCUCCACCUUUCGCUAUCACCGUCCACCAGAUUUCCCUUAUCCUCCCUUGCGCGGACAUACGCGGUACCAAUUGCUGGCCGGAACGAGCAGCCAAUCCGCGUUGGACGUAUUACACGUAGAGAGUAUCAUAAUGCUUACAUUUAAAAAAUCAUAUUGUUUUUAGAAAACUUGCAAAUUAAAAAAAUCAUGCUGCAGUGUUAUUACAAGCUUGUUGUACAUUCGUGUCCAUUAGAAAGAUUAUGAAACGUUAACCCUCUACUUGGCGUGCACAAAACCACCGACAAUUUCUGUGAUUCUGGCGUGCAGCGAUCCUCCCCCGUCUUUAAAAAGACCACUUUACCCGGCAGAUCGGUUUUCAAAUCGUUCAUAAAUAAUGAAUCUAGCUACGGGUUGCACCGCGCAACGUCAGUCAAGCACGCUGAUUGCAGCAUUGAAGACACGUGUCGCGGAUCAAUCGUCAGACGCGUGUCAGUAUUUUCGUAUCAUCGCCGAAGGGUGCCUGCCGCUCAUUUCUUUCUCUUUCUCUCUUUCUACUUGUUUUCUCUCUUCCUCUUUAUCACCUUUUAUCCCGUCAAUUCCCUUCCUGCUUCUUCAUGCAGUUCCUUCCUUCUUCUUUUAUGUCAUCGCCCCUGCUGCCUCGAGUUUGCACGCAAAACCAACCGAGUGUCGCGGGAAAGCCAAAGGACGUGGUGCAGGAUUGAUUCUUUUUUUAAAGCGACCAGAGACGACGCUUUAAUGCGACCGGGAUUAUGUGGCUGGACCAAAGCUCCGGAUUUCGCUCGAGAUCGUCGCGGAUAAGCGACGUGCAAACAGAGGUCUAAGAACGCCCCUUGGCUCGUCACAUCGAUCGCUUGUCAGCUGCUGGGAUUUGCUGGUUUUUUAAUUAAAACUGCUGGUGAAACUUAGAUAUACUAGCGGCUCCGGAUAUACGAUCGACGUCGUAAAGUAAAGCAUCGCGUGUAACGUAGAUAUUACGACACGAAAAAUCAUAUGCGUGUUACAUGUUUCGAAAAUGUAGUAAUCUACUACGUAAAUCCCAAAA
Molecule: messenger RNA, 6399 nt
Organism: Ooceraea biroi (clonal raider ant)
Lineage: Eukaryota; Metazoa; Arthropoda; Insecta; Hymenoptera; Formicidae
Source: RefSeq, a predicted model, not a curated record